AUGACAAAGAGGAGAAAUCAGGAAAUAUUAUCAGUGGCAAAAAAAAGUAAAGUGGAAAAUCAGGAUGAGGGCUCUUCUGACAACCUGUGUCCAGAAAACCUGCAGAAAAACGGAGACUCAAAUAGUGUCAUUAAGGAUAGAUUGUGUCAAGCUGUACGACACAGUGCCAAACAAUUCCUUGAUCCAGUACGGAAAUUUAAUGGACAACCAGUGCCUUUUCAGCAGCCAAAGAUUUUUACUGGAGGUGUAAUGCGGUGGUACCAAGUGGAAGGCAUGGAAUGGCUGAGGAUGCUUUGGGAAAAUGGUAUCAAUGGCAUUUUAGCUGAUGAAAUGGGGUUGGGGAAAACUAUCCAGUGUAUUGCAACAAUAGCUCUGAUGGUGGAGCGAGGAGUCCCUGGUCCAUUCUUAGUAUGUGGUCCCUUGUCUACUCUUCCAAACUGGAUGUCUGAAUUCAAGAGAUUUACUCCAGAGAUUCCACUAUUGCUCUAUCAUGGAGCNCAGCAGGAACGGCGUAAACUGGUUCGCAAAAUUCACGGACGACAAGGAUCACUGCAGAUCCAUCCCGUGGUCAUUACUUCCUUUGAAAUAGCAAUGCGAGACAGAAAUGCCUUGCAGCAGUGCUUCUGGAAAUACCUGAUAGUAGAUGAAGGUCACAGGAUUAAAAAUAUGAACUGCCGCCUUAUCAGAGAAUUGAAACAAUUUAAUGCGGACAAUAAACUCCUGUUGACUGGUACUCCCCUACAAAACAACUUGGCAGAGCUUUGGUCAUUGCUUAACUUCCUGCUGCCAGAUGUGUUUGAUGAUCUGAAAAGCUUUGAAUCCUGGUUUGAUAUUACCAGCAUUACAGAGACCGCUGAAGAUAUUAUUGCUAAAGAAAGGGAGCAAAAUAUUCUGCAUAUGCUACAUCAGAUUCUGACACCUUUCUUACUGAGAAGGCUGAAAUCCGACGUUGCUCUUGAGGUUCCUCCUAAACGAGAAGUUGUGGUGUAUGCGCCGCUGGCAAAGAAGCAGGAAACUUUCUACACUGCCAUUGUGAAUCGCACCAUUAGGAAACUGCUUGGAAAUAAUGAGGAAGAAGUAGUUGAGUUGAGUCCUACAGGCCGACCAAAACGUCGUAGUCGAAAAGUGGUUGAUUAUUGCAAAGAACAUAAUGGUUCACCUGAUGACUUGGAAAAAAUGAUCAACAAAAUGCAAGAGGAAGUAGAAAAAGAGAGGCCGGUGGUAGAAGUGAGCAUUCCUGUGGAUUCAGAGGUGAACCUUAAACUGCAAAAUGUUAUGAUGUUACUGAGGAAAUGUUGCAAUCACCCCUAUCUUAUUGAAUACCCAUUGGACCCUGCAACACAAGAAUUCAAGAUUGAUGAAGAUCUAGUAAAGAACUCAGGCAAGUUUCUACUCCUGGACCGAAUGCUUCCAGAACUGAAAAAAAGAGGACAUAAGGUCUUGUUGUUCUCACAAAUGACUAUGAUGCUUGACAUUUUGAUGGAUUACUGCUAUCUGAGAGACUUCAAAUUUAGUCGAUUGGAUGGUACUAUGUCCUACUCAGAGAGAGAAGAUAAUAUGCAUAAAUUUAAUACUGACCCUGAAGUCUUCAUGUUCUUAGUGAGUACAAGAGCUGGAGGUUUGGGCAUUAACUUAACUGCAGCAGACACAGUUAUCAUAUACGACAGUGACUGGAACCCCCAGUCGGACCUGCAGGCUCAGGACAGGUGUCACAGAAUUGGCCAGACAAAGCCAGUGGUUGUUUAUCGUCUUGUGACAGCAAAUACUAUUGACCAGAAGAUUGUGGAGAGGGCCGCUGCCAAGAGGAAGUUGGAGAAGCUGAUUAUCCACAAAAAUCAGUUUAAAGGUGGCAAAUCUGGUCUAGCACAGUCAAAGAGCUGCCUGGACCCUCAGGAAUUAAUAGAAUUGCUGAAAUCUAGAGACUAUGAGAGGGAGGUUAAAGGAUCUAAAGAAAAAGUAAUCAGUGAUAAAGAUCUAGAGUUACUCUUGGAUAGAAGUGAUCUUAUUGCUCAAAUGAAGACCUCUGAAAAAAUGAAAAAGGAGAAAAUUGGUGUCUUCAGGAUCCUAGAAGAUUCAUCAGACCCCAGUGCAGAAUGUGUGUUUUAA
This is a messenger RNA of Chaetura pelagica (chimney swift), 2106 nucleotides long. RefSeq names its product helicase, lymphoid-specific (gene HELLS). Gene Ontology annotation, biological process: DNA methylation-dependent constitutive heterochromatin formation; lymphocyte proliferation; negative regulation of gene expression via chromosomal CpG island methylation. The transcript has 18 exons. The coding region runs from base 1 to 2106 and encodes 701 amino acids. Gene Ontology annotation, molecular function: ATP binding; chromatin binding; ATP-dependent chromatin remodeler activity. NCBI's taxonomy places the organism in Eukaryota, Metazoa, Chordata, Aves, Apodiformes, Apodidae. Gene Ontology annotation, cellular component: pericentric heterochromatin; nucleus. The record is from RefSeq and is a predicted model, not a curated record.